Messenger RNA from Drosophila suzukii, 6988 nucleotides. It is a transcript of the gene C3G, whose product is annotated as C3G guanyl-nucleotide exchange factor. NCBI's taxonomy places the organism in Eukaryota, Metazoa, Arthropoda, Insecta, Diptera, Drosophilidae. Gene Ontology annotation, cellular component: plasma membrane. Gene Ontology annotation, biological process: Ras protein signal transduction; positive regulation of GTPase activity. Gene Ontology annotation, molecular function: guanyl-nucleotide exchange factor activity. The record is from RefSeq and is a predicted model, not a curated record.
GCAUCACCAUCAGCAUCAGCAUCGCCCAUCAGCAACAGAGGCAGCAACAGCGACAGCGGCAGCGGCAGCGUCUAAAUAUAAUCAUUUUUAUUUGUGAUUUAUUUAAUCAACAUCUCACCCAGAGGCCAACCAGAGAGAUUGGCGACUGCGGGGGCGGUGUGACAACGAGAUAGAUGGAAAAUAUCAAAGAAAAGAGCGGCAAAUUGCUCUUGAAAGUGAAGGAAAUUGAACAGAAAGUGCCACAAAGUGUUUGCUUAUCGGUUAUCGGUGAUUGAAUCAAUCAGCCUGUUGAUAUUAAAUGGCCAAAAGUGCUGUUGGUGAAUGGUAACUGAUUAGAAAAGUGCGGAAAUCGUGUGUUGACACCGGAAAUAGGUUCUUAUCGAGGAUUAGACUUAAAAUACUACAAGGUUACAGAAGGAAAAACAAGAAAUUUGUUCUUAAUACAUCUUAAAACUAAUCAGAUAAAUCGGUAAUCGCUUUAAUUGCUUAUCGGUUAGGUGUCUUCUUGGAUUAUUCUGCAAGAAACGCUUGAUUAUAAAAUAUUUUAAUCAGUGUUCGCUUUAAUACAACGUCGUCUCACAGCUUAUCGGAUAAAGUUAUUAUCAGUGGCCGAGACUUCCUUAAAAAGCCGAACCGAAUGAAACGUGAAACAGUGAGUGUAAAACAUGCCCCAAAAAUGAUGUUGUAAUCGGCAAUCGCUUAAAUCAACAAUCUUAUACAAAACUGAUGUUGCCGCUGCUAUCGCUUAUCGGUAUUUGGUAUUUGGUGAAAUCAGCCCGGCCACACGACGUGUUGUUAUUGCUAUCGGCGCAUUCGUUUUGGCCAAACAUUUUAACCACAACAAAUUGUUAUGCGUUAUGUUGAUGUUGAUGUUGUUGCAUUAGCUGGCCAUUAUGCAAUAUGCCGCAGUUUGAUGAAUCUUUUUUGAGCGACUGUGCGCUGGCCGAUCGCUGGCGUUUCUACUCGUACACGGUCAAGCAAUUGCCUCCGAAUCUCAAUCCAAGUCCAAAUCAUGGACACCAUCAUCAUCAUCAUCACCAUCAUCAUCGGUGUCUUUGGAAGACACAGCGGCAAUCGUGGUCGCCGCGCGAUGACAACAACAAUAAUAAUCACAGCCCAAGUAGCAACAGCAACACCUGCAACAUCAGCAACAUCAGUACCGGCAACACGUUGCAUAGCAUCAAAUUCCACAGACGUCGCAAAUACAAAAAGCUGGCACGAUUGGCGCUAUCAACGCCAGCGAUUCCACAGCAGAUGGAUGUGGAUGUGGAUGUGGAUAUGGAUAGGGAGUUCGAUAUGGAGAUGGACACACCUGUGCCGCUCAAGAAUGCGGUGUGCCACGGCAGCAUCAGUUCUCCGUCCACGCCUGGCACCUGUUCCAGUGGUAUCGGAGUGGGCGGUGGCGGCUGCAGCAGCAGCAGCAACAACAGCAUCAACAGCGGCGGCUACUCCGCCGCCUGCACCCCGCCACCACCCACGCACCACCAUCACGGGCACCUUCAGCAGCAGCAGCAGCCGCAGGGAACGCCUGGUGGAUCUAGUCGGGUGGGUGGAGCGGCAGGAGGAAGUGGAGUGCCACCGGCACCACCCAGCGCCGGAUCGUCGGGCCACAAGAACAGCCUAAAGGGCACAAAGCUAGCGCGCCGGGCGCGCUCCUUUAAGGACGAUCUCAUCGAGAAGAUCUCCCUGAUGCGAACCACCAAUAACACCCUGGGUCGCUCCCACUCGCCGCAUAGUCCGCGCACCAAGCACGGCUCAAAGGCGCCGCCCACCACCGAGGAGGUGCAGCGCUCCACUCAGACGCUGGAGACGCACGUCAAGGACAUCUCGAAUGCCCUAAAGCACUUCCGGGAUGUUAUACUCAAGAAGAAGUUGGAGGUUUUGCCGGGAAACGGCACGGUCAUUCUGGAAACCAUAGCCAGCAUGUACUCCGUGAUCCAAACGUACACCCUGAACGAACAUAGUGCCAUCAUGAGCGGCGCCACGCAGCAGGUUUACCAGAGCCUGGGCAAGCUCAUCAAGCUCUGCGACGAGGUGAUGCUCUCCGAGGAGAGCGGCGAGUGCGCCUCCCUGAGCAACGAGAAUGUGCGGGAAGUCAUCGAUCUUCUGGAGGAUGCCGUGCGGAAUCUCGUUACGCUGGCGCAGGGCAAGCUGAAGGAGCAGGAUCAGUGCGCCUUUCGCUACAGCGGUUCUGGCUUGGGCGGCAUCGGAGCUGCGGCCGAGAUCAUGGGCAAGGUCACCGCCUCGCCGGGAGUCAUGAGUCAUGUGCCGGGCACGGGCAUUAUGCGCGUCUCGGUCGCCGAGUCGAUUGGCCAGCGCACUUCGCUGCCGGACAUAGCACUCACGCCCAAGGAGCGCGACAUUCUGGAGCAGCACAAUGUGAACCCAAUGCGCGGCUCCCACAGCACCGAGAGCAUCCUGCGCGACACGAGUCCACCGCCAAAGCCACCGCUACCCAAUCGGGCCAGUAAUCCGCCACCUCUUCCCCCCAAGCGACGCAGCCAGCCGGUUGCACCACCGGGUGUUGGAGGACUGGGCUCCUCCUCGUCGACAUCAACCUCAAAUCAGGCCAGUCCGCUGCCCUACGCCCAGUCGACGAAUAUCAGCAUCAACUCGGACCUGGACUGCAGCUCCAACAUCUCGUUGCUAAACUAUGGCGUGGAUCGCCUAUCAGUGCGGUCACGAUCACCGGAUGAGAAUAGUCAGUGUUCCUUCGACUCGGCGUUGAAUCACUCGCGGGAGGAGGAGGACCACCACCACCAACAGCAGCAGCAGACGCAGCAGCAGCAGCAGCUAAGGCAGUUUCCAAAGAUACCGGGCAUGAUAGACGAGGACAUGGAGAAGCUGGUCAGCUACAGCGCCGCCAUGGAGGACAAAGUACAGACACCCCAGCCGCUCGGUGGUGGUGCUGGUAUUGGUGGAGGAGUUGCUAGUGCCAAUGCUGGUGCUGGUGGAACUGGAGGAGCAGCCGAAGGCGGAGCUGCUGCAGCGGCUGGUGGCGGGGAGACUAACAGCAAUCGCCACUCUAACGAAUCGGGUUUCGUUUCGAUGCGCGAGUUCCAGAGUGUGCAGUCCUCCACAAAGUCAUCCAGCAGCAACUCGGACAUUGCGAUAUCGACGGCGGUGGGGAGCAGCAGCAUGGAGUACCAGCAGAUUAGCCAGUCGGUGUCGCACAGCCAGCGGCAAAUCUCGUCGAGCAGCAGCAGCUGCACCACCACCAGCUGCACCACCAACAGCAGCAGCAGCACUACAACCACCACCGGCUAUGGCAGCUCCAUUAGCGAACUGGAGCAACAGCAGACGACGAAUGCGGUGGUGGCGGAUCUGGCGCCCGCCCUGCCGCCAAAGAGCGUUCAGAGGGGCAGUCUAACCCGCCACGAGUCCACCGGAGCCGGCGAUGAGCUGGACGAGGCGCAGUCCUCCUCCUCCGGCUGGGCCAGCCACCGGAGCAGUCAAUCGGAGAUGCCCGAGAUGCGGCAGCUGUCGCCGCACCACCAUCUCAUCUGCCAUCAGCACAGCUGCAGUGCUCAGCUGCAGCACUGGCCCUCGAAGCACCGCAGCUUGAUCGAGGGCACUGGCAGCUGCGGCGCCUUUGACCAGCGCCACUUGGUGGACCAGGAGCCCCCGCCGCUGCCCAUGAAGAAGAAGCACAUGUUUCAAAGUGUGGCCUUUUCGGUUCUGGCCUACAUGGAGAUCUGCUCGGCGUCCACGCGAUCCAUUGAGCAGCACCGCCACACAGUGCAUGCUUACAACAUCAGUCGCAACCUCACGCAGAGCCAGACCAUGAACAUCAUGUCCGUGAGCAAGGAACUGUCGCCGGAGCUGGAGGUACCGCCCGCCCUGCCGCCAAAGAACUACAAGCAGCGCAUGGCGACAAGUAUGGGAUCAUCGCCCUCGCUGCAGCCCAUCAUUGUGACCACACCGCCUCCGAGUCCGAAGCCGACGCUGGGCGAGAAUGGUUCGACGGGCAGGCCGGACAGUCGGAUGGCCACCGUUUGCGAGGAGCUCCAUGAUGGUUUGGCCAGCGAGGAUGCGAUGCCAGAGCUCCGGUCGCCCGUGCUCGAUAGCAAUGAGAAUGUUAGCGCCGUCGACGAUGGCCAGACCUUCUACUGUCACUCGCAUCAGCUGCCCGGCGAGGUGGGCGUGGGCGAGGUCGUGGAUAAUGUUGGUCAGCCAAUUAGCACACCCCAAGUGCUCGAGGAGGAGCAAACGGUGGAGCCUCGGCCAGGAGUGGCUGGUGACGAGGCUGCCAAGCCAGAGAUCGCCGCCGCCGUCCGCGUGGAGGAGGAGGAGGGAGAGGAGAUGCUGAUCAACAUGCUGGAGGAGGUCAACAUCACACGGUACCUGAUACUCAAGAAGAGGGAGGAGGACGGGCCCGAGGUGAAGGGCGGCCACAUCGACGCCCUCAUCGUGCACGCCAGCCGUGUCCAGAAGGUCGCCGACAAUGCAUUCUGCGAGGCCUUCAUCACCACCUUCCGCACCUUCAUCCAGCCGAUCGACGUGAUCGAGAAGCUGACCCAUCGCUACACAUACUUCUUCUGUCAAGUGCAGGACAACAAGCAGAAGGCCGCCAAGGAGACCUUUGCGCUGCUGGUCCGAGUCGUCAACGAUCUAACGUCGACGGAUCUUACCAGCCAGCUGCUAAGCCUACUGGUGGAGUUUGUCUAUCAGUUGGUUUGCUCUGGCCAGCUCUACUUGGCGAAGUUGCUGCGCAACAAGUUCGUGGAGAAGGUGACGCUGUACAAGGAGCCCAAGGUGUACGGCUUUAUCGGGGCGGAGUUGGGCGGAGCUGGUGGUGCCGCCGGAUUGGUAGUGGCCGGGAGUGGUGGGAGCAGUGCAGCCGGUGGAGGAGGCGGUGCAGGCAACCAGCCUAGCCUGCUGGACCUCAAGUCGCUGGAGAUCGCCGAACAGAUGACGCUGCUGGAUGCCGAGCUGUUCACGAAGAUCGAGAUACCAGAAGUAUUACUAUUUGCCAAAGAUCAGUGCGAGGAGAAGUCGCCCAACCUCAACAAGUUCACCGAGCACUUCAACAAGAUGUCCUACUGGGCGCGCUCCAAGAUCCUGCGCCUGCAGGAUGCCAAGGAGCGGGAGAAGCAUGUGAACAAGUUCAUCAAGAUCAUGAAGCACCUGCGCAAGAUGAACAACUACAACUCGUAUCUGGCGCUGCUGUCGGCCCUGGAUUCGGGUCCCAUAAGGAGACUGGAGUGGCAAAAGGGCAUCACCGAGGAGGUGCGAUCCUUCUGCGCCCUCAUCGAUUCCAGCUCCAGUUUUCGGGCCUAUCGCCAGGCCCUGGCCGAAACUAAUCCGCCCUGCAUACCCUAUAUCGGCCUGAUUCUACAGGAUCUGACGUUUGUGCAUGUGGGCAACCAGGACUAUCUGUCCAAGGGCGUCAUUAACUUCUCUAAGCGCUGGCAACAGUACAACAUAAUCGACAACAUGAAACGUUUUAAGAAAUGUGCCUAUCCAUUUCGACGCAACGAGCGCAUUAUACGCUUCUUUGAUAACUUCAAGGACUUUAUGGGCGAGGAGGAGAUGUGGCAGAUAUCCGAGAAGAUCAAGCCGCGAGGCCGCCGCCCGGUUAACUAUUAGUCUUCAAGCAGCAACAGCAAAACACCAAUAUUAUAUAUUACAGUAUAUAUACAGUAUAUAUAUACAAUAUUAAUUAAACAGUGCAAACGGUUGCCACAUCUUGGAGAAGCAUCAUCGGGAGCAGCCGAAAACUAUUCUAAUGGGUCUGAGCAAUAAUGUUCGCUAUUCUCUGUCUAUAUAUACAAUUAUACAAGAUAUCUAGCUAUAGUUACCAGCCGAUGCCGGAUCAGAAAUACAUAUACUUACAUAAGACAUAGCGAUUCAGAUACGGACACACACGUAGCCGUAGCCGCGUACAAAUAACGAGCCGAUCUGUAGUUUAACUAUUAAGCUCUAUGACGGUCGGGCAAUGGCCCGGCCUCAGCUAAACUCCCCACCAAUAAUCGAGUCCCUAUCUACAGGUCCCAAGAGUUUUCACCGGACUUUUGCCAGCACUAGAACACCAAACUUAAGAACCACCAGAGACAACCAAUCAAGAAAUCAGCAACUUUCGCUUUUGUUUUGAGAUCUCUUUUUACACAAGAACACAACGAAUUUUUGGAAACAAGCUACGUGAGAAGGUGAACGUAGAAGCCAACCGACAAACUAUAUUCGAUUUCGAUGAUAUAUGUAGCGAUAUCUCGGACUUUAAAUCGAUGCAAUCCACGAGCAGAACACCAAGCAAAAGCAACCAAGCACAAAGCGCGUUAUAUGCAAUUCUCUCAAAACAACCAAUAUUAAAUACCCCUGUGUGUUAGAAGUUAUUGAAAACGAAAAUUAAACUCGAAACCGAAACCGAAACCGCGACCGAAGUCGGAUUUCAGAGUACAAAAAACAGCGGUGUCGAUCAAAUCAAUCAAAAAUCAAAUCAAUCAUUUCGCGACUCAAUUAAUCGAAGCAACUUUUAAAGUUACAAAGAAAACAAAAAACAAAACCCAUGGGAGAUUACCUAAAUUCAAUUUGCUUUUAAAUGUACGACUAACAUAAAGAAAAAUAUUUAUGGGCAUGUAAUAAUAGUUCUAAAUAAAGCUUUUGACUCCUCCUUUCGAUUCUGCAAGGAAUAAAUUUAUUGAUAUUGAUAUUGAGUGUAAAAAUAUUAAACUAGCGAAGAAUUCUGGAGCAGAGUGAAAACUGAAUGAAAUCGAAACUGAAUCGACCUCCAGUGGUUUUUACUUAGCAAAACACUGUCUCGUCUGAAAAUAUUGUCUUCUUAUUUGGAAAUGGGAAAAAGAAAGAAAAGGCUGCUUAUUUGAAGAAUUUAAUUCCCGAUCACCAUAGCCAUUUUACUUUAAAGUGAAUAUUCAUUUGUAUUAAGUGAGUUCGGUCUUCGUUUUGCUGCCGCUUCCGCUGCCGCUGGCGCAUAAAUUAUGUUUACUAAGCUAACGAACCUAAGGAUAACAAUUUUUUCGUUUUUUUUUUU